AUGCAAGGCUUCUCGUUCGCCCCCCCGACAGGACCCCCGAGGGAAGGCCAGAAAAACUAUGUAUUUGUCGAUGAACAUAACAGACAUAAGCGACUUAAAGUAAUGCGAGCUUGCAAUGGCUGCAGGAAGCGUAAGAUCAAGUGCGACGCUGCUACGACGAACACCUGGCCAUGUUCAGCAUGCACUCGCUUGAAAUUAGUUUGCGUUCCCCCUACAAUUGGACACGAUGGCGAGUAUUCAGCAGCGGAAAGCGUCGAUCCCAACACUGCCAGCUCUUUAAGCGCAUCAAACGCACCAGAACCUGCACUGUCUCCAUUUACCACCUCUCAAUCAUUUCGAGAUAAUGGUCAACCCACUAUGGGAAACAUGCACCCAUAUAAUGACAGCAUAGGGAUGUUUUCUCAAUUUGCGCAUUCCACUUCCAGCCAACCCAAUGUGUACGACGUACGAUCGUCCCAGGUUCCCGUGCCUCAUCAGUAUCAGCAACCACGGAUGUUCCCCAGCGACCAAAGUCAGUCUCUGGGGACCGCAGAAAGUGAUCUUUACAGUGACCAUGAUCAAUCUACUGCCGAAAACCUCAGCGAGGUUUUGGGAGAGCUCAAGAUAGACGAGACUGGCAUCGCACCUUAUAUCAGGCAUCAAAGAAGAGAGAGAGCUGAACCGGAAAUUCCGACUCAGGAUGAAAUAGAGGAAAAGUUGCCGCCUCUGAGCACUGGAGCUGGCUCCACCAUACGCAUUCCGCCUGAGCUUAUGCCAUCUGAUGACGAGGUCAUGAACUACUUCAAAAUAUACUUUGAUGAUAUACAUCCUUAUGUCCCUGUCAUUCAUCGAUCUCACCUUUACUACCAAUGGCAACAUGAACGAAGUUCAAUUUCUCCGCUUCUGCUUGAGGCACUAUUCGCGUGCGCAGGGAGGCUGUCGGACGACCCAGCUCAAGGAGCACAGUGGCUCGCUUUAGCAAACAGGCACGAAUCUAGCUUCAUGGACGAACCUCGUCUGAGUACAAUACAAGCUCUGCUUCUGCUAUUGAAGGCUCGAGAGUCGCGGCCAAAGAAGGGUUACUAUUACCGUUCUUGGCAAACCGUCAAGACAAUUGUUUCUAUGGCGAAAGACUUGGAUAUCCACGAGCAUAACAAUACUCACACGGAAGACAGGCCCUGCGACUUGAAUCCAGUGGAAUGCUUGGUGCAGACAAGAGUAUGGCAAGCCCUUCUGGUCGUUGAAGUUAUGAUUGGGGCGCCGCAGGGUCGCUCGGACUACGGUGUCGACCCUGAAACAGUAAAUAUGAAUCCGACAUUGGAUAUCCGAGGACUUGAUCAAUUUGAACUGGAUCGGUCUAGACAGUAUGCAUAUUUCGUCCGAAAUGCGCGCCAUAUUCGUAUUAUCGCCGACAUAUAUCAUAAGAUAAAGAAGCAAAAGGAUUGGGGAGCCAAUCCUAAAUUCGUUGAAAAGAACCCUCUCUUUACCGAUUGGCUCCAAAAUUUACCCUCGGAUCUUCAAGUCAACUACCCUCCGGAUGGAUCACCACCAUGGAUACCGUCGCAUUUUGUCGGAAACAUGCACUCACAUUGUCAUCUUGGGAUCAUCUUGUUGCAUCGUCCACAAUUGAUUGCUUCCAAGUCUUUUGCGGCAGGAGGUGGUUGGAAAAUGCAUAUGGCACUAUGCUACUCCUCUGCAAAAUACCUAUGUAGGCUUCAGGAAGCCAUUCUGAAUCGAUUUGGACUGUGUGGGCUACUUUUUAUGCAAAGGGGAAUCAAUUUCACGAUCUACACGAUUCUCACAUGCACAAUGCUGCACCUUGUGGCCAUAACAUCUCCAGAUCCAAAUUUUCACACAGAUGCACGGGAAUAUUUUACGCGACACAUGCGCAUCCUCGAGCGAUGUUCAUCUGCUUGGCCUAUGCCAGAACUACAAGCACAAAUUGAUUCCUUACGGUUUGCAUUUUCUGCCGAUGUGAAUCGACCUUUCGAAUUGAAGCCGACAUUCCCCUAUGGGAGUCCUUCCGAAUCAUACCACCCAAGUCCGCCACUAGAUUCUCAUUACGGGCCUCAGAUAAAUCAAGUGUCUAGCGUUCAAAGUAGAGUGGGUUAUACAACUUAUCCAGUAACCCCUCCAAUAUCAGCCGGUACUGAAGACUCAAAGUCCGACUCCUCUCAGCUCCAACCGUUGGGAUUAAUCCCGCCUCAUUCAAUGACCACAAAUACACCUUUAGUCGACGAAAAUAGCUGGGAUCCUACUCGCAUCAUCAAUCAAUGGGAUAUGGCAUUUUCCAUUGGCACACCCACUGUCACCACGAAUUCACCCCCGAUGGCCUUGAGCAAUACGUCUCAAACAGUCCAACCUCUUCCCGAACACUUCCCCGUACAGUAUGAACAACAAUCAAAGGUUGCUUCAGUCGCGCCCACUCCCGUGCCACACGCUCAGUUCACUGGGCAGCAGGUUUUGUUCACAGCACGGGACUGGCAACAGAGUGUUGCCAGUGUGUAUGAUCCAAACGGACUCAAACGGCGAUGGAAUUAUUCCCUUGAUAUGGGAGCAGAAAAUACUUCAAAGCGCCAACGUUGA
Molecule: messenger RNA, 2565 nt
Organism: Aspergillus ibericus CBS 121593
Lineage: Eukaryota; Fungi; Ascomycota; Eurotiomycetes; Eurotiales; Aspergillaceae
Product: Zn(II)2Cys6 transcription factor
Exons: 8
Coding region: 1-2565 (854 amino acids)
Biological process (GO): DNA-templated transcription; regulation of DNA-templated transcription
Molecular function (GO): zinc ion binding; DNA-binding transcription factor activity, RNA polymerase II-specific; DNA binding
Source: RefSeq, a predicted model, not a curated record